CCACGCUAUCAGGUAACUCAUUUUGUACUUAGGGGGACAGGGAUUAAAAAUAGCUCCCCGACCGUGAGGUCCCCCAGCUUUAGGUUAACAUGUUCCUCCAUCGUACCUCAACAGUUUAAUCACCUACUCGGAUGUAAGGAAGCAACGGCUGCCCUGCAAGCAGUAGAGAGGAGAUGACAGCAGAUCAGGUCAGCAAGGGCAUGCCAGAUGACCUGCUAUCCUCAGACACGUGUACCAUCCAGCCUCCCCUUGUUGCAGAACCAUCUGUGCAUGAGGAGCCCAGCCAUGCCCUGGACCAACAAGCUCAAACUCUCCAUAGUAUUUCAGCCACAAUGCUGAUUCCAAACUUAGAUUAUAUUGCAGAGAUUCAGGCCACCAAUAUGCAAGAGGAGACGGGAAGUGGAAAUGUCUUAGAUUUAGUUCAACCCCUUGUUCAGACUGUUUCUAUGGCGACAAGCAGAUUUAAUACAGCAGAAGGAGAUGAGGUAAACGUUGGGAAUCUUGACCUAGCUGAUGUGGGACAGGUUGGGAAAGAUGGGGCCAGUAAUUCAAGUUUUUUUACCCAAACAAGUCAGGAAGUUUCAAAGGAUGAAGAUAUCACAGUGACAUCCCAGCCUCCAACUAACCUGUACAGUGAUCUUUAUGAUGUAUCAGAAAGCAUAACCGGUCACAAAGGAGUUGUGGAAACUGUAAUAUCUGAGAAUGUCGUGUCUCAGGAUGAUGUGAUGGUUCCUGACUGUGUGUCUACUGGCCUAUCAGAGAGUCAAAGUUUGUCAAAAACAGUAUCUGGCUUGCCAGUGAUACCUGAGCAUUAUGAUGAUGCUGCUAAGAAUGUGACACAGAACUUUGACCAGAAUUGCCUUGAUCUGACUUAUCAAGAGACCAAAGUUCUUGAAAACAGCCAAGCUGGUGACAAUAUAAUCUCAAACAAAAAAGAAUCCAUGCAAACUGUAGACCAGUCAUCGUCAGGGCAUCUAAACAGAGAGUCUAGCGCAGUAGGUGACAUGUCAGACUCUGACUUUGAGACUGACUGGGAAAGCAAGACCCUUCAGGAUGUAAUGACAGGGGUUGACAGUGUAGACCAGGGGGAGACUGUGUGUAACACUGACACAGAGAGUGGUGACGUCAUACAUGCUGACCCAGAAAUAAGUGGAAUAGUUGGGGAGACUCAUCAAUAA
Messenger RNA from Colossoma macropomum (tambaqui), 1178 nucleotides. RefSeq lists its product as uncharacterized. Lineage: Eukaryota; Metazoa; Chordata; Actinopteri; Characiformes; Serrasalmidae. The transcript is spliced from 3 exons. The coding region runs from base 174 to 1178 and encodes 334 amino acids. The record is from RefSeq and is a predicted model, not a curated record.